Molecule: messenger RNA, 3830 nt
Organism: Colias croceus (clouded yellow)
Lineage: Eukaryota; Metazoa; Arthropoda; Insecta; Lepidoptera; Pieridae
Exons: 2
Coding region: 214-3768 (1184 amino acids)
Source: RefSeq, a predicted model, not a curated record
UAAGACAUAGGGAAAAUAUUUGGGUACUCGUUUUAAUUACUGCAAUUAAUUUAUUUCAUCGUAAAUUAUUUUAUGCUGUAAACUUUUUAUUUCUGAAUUUUGACAGAUAUCCACAAAAAAAAAAACAUCAAUAGGUACUCAUCAAGGUCAUAGCUAUUUUUGUUUUUAGAAUUUGGAUUAGGCAGUCGUUUAAAACCUAGGAAUUCUAAUAAGAUGGAUUCGAGCGGUCAAGUAAUUUUGGUGGGUGAGAAUUUGGGGGAACGGCAUCGCUGUCUAAACAAGCUCGUCACAGAAACUUGCGGAAAGCAAACAUACGAUUUCCCAAGCCUUCCAGAAAAUACUCCUAUCGAAAGGAUAUUUAAGAUCGAUGUAGCGAAUCGUCAGAAAAUUGUAAAUUAUGUUCUUGAAGCACUCAAAGAUGAUGAUAUGCUGUAUGUUACCAGAGCUUUGAAGAGCACAUGGCUAUUAGACACGGAACAUCGUAAUAUCAUAAAUCCCGAUUAUUUAGAGACAGUCCUGUUUCCAGAGAUGAUCAAACCGGCUGUAAACAAAAUGAAACAUUGGAUUCAAGCAAAUCUCAAAGAUUCUGAACGUUGCCAAAUAUUUUACGAAUACUACAAAUCUAAUUUUGACAAAUCAAUUAAUUUCCUCUGGUGCUGUUCAAGAGAAUUUAUUAAAGGUGAAUUAAUUAACAUUAUCCAUAAAAUAACGCCAAAACAUCUAGCGAGACUGUGCGAUGCGUGUCCGCAAAUUGCCACAAUAUAUUAUGAAGGCUUGAAGAGUAAUCGAAAAGCCCUAACGCGGUACUUGGAUUCUGAGUUGGAAUAUUUCAAUAGCUUGAAAUGUUUAUUGAAAAUGGAUGGGAAUAUGUAUCUAGAUCUCGUAGAAUUAUAUUUUAAUGAAUAUAGACAUAGCUGUUUCAGCCCUUCAUUGACUCGAUAUAUCAUGAAAAACUUUAAGAACAGAUUUAUGGCUAAGCCAGAAUUAUACACGACACAGUUUUUAAAUACAAAAACAUUGGCUGUUUGUUUGUCUGCAGAAGAAUGUAAAGAACUCGUUCUGCUUUUAGCAAAGGCAGAAUACAUUGAAUCAUGGUUUUCUUAUAAAUCUGUAGAGCCGCUUAUAAAGCGACUGCCUCCCGAUGAAAGAGCUUCCUUUAAAAAACUUGUUUUUGGGAACAAAACUGUUGGUGAUAAAGUCAAAGAAUGGCCGUACCCGACGCCUUCCCCUUUGAAGCUCGUUGAACUUGACGAUCAUAUCUUUAGCAAUGAAGAACACGACGACUACGAAAUUGAUGAUUGUGAAGACAUGAAUUUUAGGCGAUGUUUAAAGAAACGAAAAUAUAUGCAAUGCAGCAUGAAAAUGGAAGGUAUCAGUUGUCAGAGACAAACUCUAUUAGAUCAACUUUUCAAUCGUUAUCGUAUCACGGGAUUCGCAAAAACAUUUACCGAACUCAGUGGUCGCUUGCAGAUUUCGAAUACUGUUGAAGAGCGACAAAGCAUCCUGUUAGUCCUCGUCAGCAAGAGCGGUCGAGUGCCGGAGCAAGUUGAAAAACUAAUGAGGAUGCUCGAAGAGCGGCACAUCAAUGAGCCGAGCAACCUGCGAGCUGCUAUUGUGAGGUCUUUCGUUAAACGUGGUUGUAUUUGGCGAGCGUCAGAUGCCGUGUGGGCCUCGAUGCUUAAAUUUGGACACGGGUUGGGCCUCGAUGGCGGCGCGGGUGACCCGCUGUGUGUGGAAGGUGUCCACGCAGUGACCCUUCGUCAUCUUAUUAAUAACAGUCUACAGACUAUCGGUUUAAUGGACGCAUUCAAGAAACAUUUCACAACAUUCAAGGAUUAUGAGUUGAGUGCCGCUGAAAUAAAGCUAGUGAAAGAAAAUUUGCCACCGUUGCUGUUGCCAGAAUGCCCAAACGAAUUUUUAGAUUUAGUUUCCGCAUAUAAAAUGAAUGUGAACGAGAUCAGUGGUGCGGUUGAUACACUGGCAAAAAUAUCGCAAAAUAAUCCAGAUUUAAUAGAACGUCUGUUCGAUAAAAAAAUUGCUCGUCGUCAGCUCAUCCCUCAAACGUUUCCGAUAAAACAAUCCGAAGCAUCAUACAUGAAUGCUUUAAGGCACGACGUAUCGUUGUUAGAUGAAGGAGAAAGUUUUGCCGCUCUAGCCUCUAAGAGACUUACAAAUCAUGAUCGCUUCUUAAAAUCUUUAAGAAUUUAUUUCAGUGAAACAAACGGCCUCGCUGCUAAGCAUCUAACAGCCUUGGAAGACGCCUUUCAUCGAAAGCCAAAAUCGCGCCUAGUGCGAUCUUUAGCAAUAUUAUCAUCGAAUUACAUACUGCUAAAAAGAAUACAAGAGAUAGAGACAAAAAGUCGAAUAAUUAAGUCUAAAAUUGCACCCGCAUUUAAAGUAUUAGUGCACAAAACAAAACCACCCGUGGACAUCGACGCAGUCGGUUGGAGAGUGUUCGGUGCGAAGGCUGUAGCCAACAGAGUGUUUAUCUGCAGAUCGAUUGCUCUGGAACAAUACGUAAAGUCGUGUCUCGAAUGGCCCCAAACUUAUGGUAUUGGCCUGCGACUCGCUCUGAACACCUCGUUUGAAGAAGAAGCAUUUACUUAUGUAUCUGAAAAAAAGCCAAUAAUCGCUCUUUCCGUGGCUGUGGCCUAUUAUUUUGCAAAUUCCCGCAUAAUAAAACCCAGUAUUUGGAAAAUUGUGAAAAAUAUUUUGUUAAAUAUGGACAUUUCUAAGUGCCCUAAGAGAACGUAUAAAAGUCUUACAAACAAUGUUCCGAAGAACAUUGAAGCAGAAUUUUGGACCAUAAGUUACCAAAUUAACAUAACUUCCAUGCGGAACAAAGCUACGUCAGCUCUGUCGAAAUUAGAAAAAAUUCUGCCGAAAGUUGAUCCCGGUUUUAUUGGUGAAGUCGUUGAGAAUUUCAUAAAGAAUGAUUUGUCGGUCGCUAAUCUAUUAGACUAUGAUAAGUUAAGAUUAUGCGGUAUCAGGCCAACGACAAGUUCCCGCGUUUCCAGUAAUGUUAUGAGUAUGUACAUGCGUAUAACAGCAAAGUAUUUACUUUUAUGUAAGAAUGAAAAGGAACAGUUAGAAAAAAUUGAAAACGUUUUAAAUCCCUUCUUUGACCGAAUUGAUGAAUCGUGGAAAGAAAUACCAGAUAAAUCUUGCAUAGUGGAAUUUAUGAAUGAAUUUUUGCGUUCUUUAAAAUACACUGAAGUGUUUAUAGAUACUGAAUAUACAUCGUGUUUGCUAAUGUUUGAAAAAAUAAUAGCUCGUCUACACAAGGUAAUGGCGCGAUUGGAAUAUUUCGAAAAAUUCGUAAAAUUGCAUUUUAUUAUACUUUUCUUCAAGGCAAUAAGAAGUGCUAUAGCACAGGAUCCAAAUAUAUUUAAACAUGAAAAUAAAGAUAACGCCAUGAAAGUUGUGGGCACUUAUUUCGGUCAGUAUAUGGGAAGUGAAAUCAAGGAACUUGUGGCUGAAUUCUUCAUAUCAAUUAUAGAGAUAUACAAAGAAGGCCUCACUGAGUUUUUAAAAUCCUACAUCGGUUACACACCGAGUAAACACAAAUUUACGACACCUCUUAUAAAAGGCCUAGUCAAAAAUAACAAUUUAGAGGCUCACUUGCUCGCUCAGCAUGUCUUCGCUAAAGAAUACCAUAAAGGAUCUGAGCACUAUGAUGAUGUUUUCAAUACAUUGAAAUCGAGUGAGUUUCAAGAAGUGCAAUUUAUUUUAUUACAAACAGAUUAUAUUACAAGAAUUUGGUAUUGAACAUUAAGUUACCUAUGUAUUUAUGUAUGUUAUUUGAGAAUAAAGCUUUUUUAAUUUGGUUA